Molecule: messenger RNA, 745 nt
Organism: Drosophila grimshawi
Lineage: Eukaryota; Metazoa; Arthropoda; Insecta; Diptera; Drosophilidae
Exons: 1
Coding region: 19-585 (188 amino acids)
Source: RefSeq, a predicted model, not a curated record
CGAUAGAAGUUUGCAGUCAUGUCAAUACUGAUCAGAACGCUAGAAGUGUCGGCGUUGCUGCUGUUGCUCCUAGUGCAGAUGCAGUGCAUCCAUGGGAACUCCGAAGUGGCACAGCAGCCGUUGCUGCGACUAAACGAAAUACUUACAAACAGGAUCACUAACAUGUUGAGCAAAUAUAAGGAUUUGAGAAAUCAAUCAGACAACAAGGAAUCUCUGCAGCAAUAUAAACGCCUGGCAAUGGCAGCUGGUCUCCCUUUUGCUCAGCUGGAUGAGAAGAUAAGGGCUUAUAACGCAUAUCUGGCACACGACAUGAUGCUUCAGCGAAACGAACUCGCAAGUUUAUUUGGCAACAGCAGCUCUGCGAAUAGGAUAGCUCCCGAAUCCAACACAGCCUUCGAGCAACGGGUCGUCAACAUUUUGAAAAGACUGGGUGUCUAUGAUAGGUUUACGGAGCGCGUUUUCAGAGCCAUAUUCAGCGAUGAGCAGCAAUUGAUGAAGCUAAAGAAGCGACUCGAGGAACUGGACGAUGACGAGGAUAACAGCCCGGAUUGUUAUUUGUGGGAUGCCGUAUUCGGUUUGUUCUAAGAAUGCUGCCCAAGUCUUUAUAUUUAUAUUCAUUACUUAAUUAGCCGGCUAUAUAUUGUGAAACACAUAUUUGUUGCUGCUGCUUAAGCCAAAUUUUAAUUAUUGAAUAUAAGCAAUUGUUAAGUUCAGAUUGCCGAGUAAAACAUUGCGUUAAUUGCAA